GGCCGCUCUCGAAUUCAUCGCUUCGUGCAACCAAGGACUAAAUAUAUAUAUAUUUAUCCAUAAAACUUUUGGGGCUUUAUUAUCAGCAGAGUUGCAGAAAGGACCCCUAGACGCAUCUUCUUCUUCUUCAUUCUUCAAUGGCAGCUUCUUUGUCAAAUGUUGCAUCGCUUCCGGGCUCUGUGAGCGUGUCUCAGAUUAGAGCUUUGGCCCCUCCUCCGUGUAACUCAUCCGCGGUUCCGUAUUCUUCUUCCGCCAAAACGGCGCCGUUGUCGUCGUCGUCCAGCUUCUUCUCCAGGUCGCUGCGUUUGUCCCCCCUCACAUUGAGCCCUAGCUCGAAGAGAAGGACUGUUAGCUCGGUCCGUGCCAGCGCUGAGGAAGCAGCAUUGCAGGCGAAAGUGACCAACAAGGUGUAUUUUGAUAUUAGCAUUGGUAAUCCGGUAGGGAAGCUGGCCGGAAGGAUUGUGAUUGGGUUGUUUGGUGAUGAUGUGCCCCAAACUGUGGAGAAUUUCCGUUCCCUUUGCACAGGUGAGAAAGGCUUUGGGUACAAGGGUUCUGCGUUCCAUCGUGUGAUCAAGGAUUUCAUGAUUCAAGGAGGGGACUUCGAUAAGGGCAAUGGUACUGGAGGCAAAAGCAUUUAUGGGCGUACAUUUAAAGAUGAGAACUUUAAGUUGCUUCAUACUGGACCAGGAGUUCUUAGCAUGGCGAAUGCAGGCCCCAAUACCAAUGGAAGUCAGUUCUUCAUAUGCACAGUACAGACGCCAUGGCUAAAUGGGAGGCACGUUGUGUUUGGGCAAGUUUUGGAAGGCAUAGAAAUUGUUAGGCUGAUCGAGUCGCAGGAGACAGAUAGAGGUGACCGUCCUACAAAGAAGGUAGUCAUUGCUGAAUGCGGAGAGCUUCCAGUAGCCUGAUGAAGAUCAGUUUUAGAUUGUUUUUCCCUUCUGCAUCUUUUUGGGCUUAUGUACUAUCUAGUAUCUACCCAGUCAGAGGCUUUUGUUUCAGAUUUCGUCCUGCGUGGAACGUCAACUUUUUCUUUGUAUCUAUAUUCCUGAUGGUAGAGUUUUGAGAACUGGGAGUUGUAGCCGAUUAGGAAAACUUGUUUACCGAAUGAAUGCUGAAGGAUGUUUUAGAACAGCGGAUUUGAGAGUCAAAUGAACUGAUGAUGGACUAAAACUUGGUGUAUGAAUAACUUCGCUGUUAAAUGUGAAUCCAUCUUUUGCUA
Messenger RNA from Rosa rugosa (rugosa rose), 1219 nucleotides. Its product is annotated as photosynthetic NDH subunit of lumenal location 5, chloroplastic. Gene Ontology annotation, molecular function: peptidyl-prolyl cis-trans isomerase activity. Lineage: Eukaryota; Viridiplantae; Streptophyta; Magnoliopsida; Rosales; Rosaceae. Gene Ontology annotation, biological process: protein folding; protein peptidyl-prolyl isomerization. The record is from RefSeq and is a predicted model, not a curated record. Bases 138 to 908 code for a protein of 256 amino acids. The transcript is spliced from 7 exons.